UGACAAUGUUAUCAGCACCCACAGCUCUAAUAUAUAAACAAAGUUUAAACAAAUUAAAUGUUCACAACUUGUUGACUUGAAAAUGGCAAGAAUAGUUAUAACGUUAUUUGUAAGUUUCCUUAUGACUGCUCACAUAAAUAGUUUAAAAUAUGAAUUUCCUGAUGCAGAUGCCAGAGAAAUUUCAAUAAGAAAAACGGGGUGUCACGAAAAGGAAGGUGUAUCAAUCGAAUUAGCCGUCGAAUACACCAGCGAGCAUUCGGAAAAUUUUGACCAACUUGUUGAGGCCAAUCCAAAAUUGAAAUGUCUUGCAAUUUGCUUGUACGAAGUUACCAAUACAAUGGACGGUUGUACGAGUACUAUUAGCGAUCAACUAAGGGAAAUGGUAAAAGGCAAUCCUGUCAAAGAAGCCAUGAUGGCAAAGUUUGAAGAAUGUUCAAGUAACCUCAUCGGAACAGAUCGCUGUGAAUGCGGCUAUCAAAUAGAUAAGUGUGUAACUGACUGGAUGAAUAAGGAAAUAGAGCUUGAGAACGAGAAUGAGAACGAAAAAGAAGAGUAAAUAUAUUUAUUUAAAAAAAUAAAUUCAAAACCCAAUAAAACCCGA
Molecule: messenger RNA, 601 nt
Organism: Eupeodes corollae
Lineage: Eukaryota; Metazoa; Arthropoda; Insecta; Diptera; Syrphidae
Exons: 2
Coding region: 83-556 (157 amino acids)
Molecular function (GO): odorant binding
Source: RefSeq, a predicted model, not a curated record